AUGGGCGUCCUCGCUCUCCUCUCCUUCUCGCAGGGCAUCGCCACCUUCACCCAUGUCCUCCUCGCCCUCCCCAUGGCCCUCGACCUCCUCGGCCCUCCUUCCUUCCUCCUGCUAUCAUCCCUCUUCACCCUCCACCAUGUCCUCUACUCCACCCUCCGCCUCUUCCUCAAAAACUCGCCCCUCGCCCCCUUAAUGGCCAUCCUCUCCUUCCUCUCCCCGUUCAUCUCAUCCCUCAUGGUCGUCAUCACCAUCUACUACUACCUAUACCCCCCGUCUCCCCCUUCCGCGCACUCCCUCCUGCCGUCAUUCUCACAUUGGCUGGUCAAUGUUUUGCCGUUCGCGUACGCUCAAAUAUUGAGAUGGGUCAGCCCGCUCUUCACCUUGCUAGAAGGUAUCAGCACUUUGCUCGUCAUCCAAGUUGCUGGCCGCGUGGGCAAGGGGUGGGCAGAUGAAGAGGACAGCGAUGAGGGAUUGGAGUGGAGAAGUGUAGUGGCGCUUAUCGCUGCUGCUUUGGUGUACUGUGCCGGGUUGGCGGGCAUCAUCAAGACCUUUCCCGAGCUUCCAUGGCCCGCCUUCCUCCUGGGCCUGGCCUUGUCGUCGGUCGUCUUCCUCUCCAUGAUCGGUUUCACCCUCAAACGGACCAAUGUCCUCGAAACCAGCUUGGUUUUUGUCUACGUCGUCUACAGCGCAUGGCUUUCUGGCGUCGAAGCAGAGAUGCCUGCUCGUACUUUUGGCUCUUCUUGGUUCCCCUCCCCCUCUCCGCUUCGCGAGUCAUACUCUAUACCGGCCAUCGGCAAACCUUCCGUCCAGUCCCUGCUAUCCUACGCCCUCCAUUCCCUCUUUCCUUCCUUCAUGACGGUCUCUAGGACUUUGCCGCCACACCUGCUGUUAUCUCUGAUAUACCGAGUAGCUGUCCUGCAUUUGGCGGCAAGGAUAGUGCCAGUAUUGAGACGGGCGAGUAUGGGCUGGGAUGAGCGGGAAGGCGGUGAGGGCGAGGAAGGUUUCUGGGAUGGAAGGACCUUGGGUGACGAGCCUGCUAAUAUGAGGAUUGCCACCGUCUUCCUGUCAUACAGAAGAGCCAUUCUCAUUGCUGUGUAUACCCAUCUCCUUUGCAAUCUCCAAGUGCUCGACGGGGGAUCCCAGACUUGGUGGAGGUGGAUCAACAUCGCCCUGCUAUUGUCAGUAUGGAGUCUAGAAUUGCUGUUGGAUGCGGAGGGCGACGAUACGGAUAGUGUGUCAAGGUGGAAGGUUGAUUGA
This is a messenger RNA of Cryptococcus amylolentus CBS 6039, 1257 nucleotides long. RefSeq lists its product as hypothetical. The transcript has 5 exons. The record is from RefSeq and is a predicted model, not a curated record. Gene Ontology annotation, biological process: septin ring assembly; endoplasmic reticulum inheritance. NCBI's taxonomy places the organism in Eukaryota, Fungi, Basidiomycota, Tremellomycetes, Tremellales, Cryptococcaceae. Bases 1 to 1257 code for a protein of 418 amino acids. Gene Ontology annotation, cellular component: perinuclear endoplasmic reticulum; endoplasmic reticulum membrane; cortical endoplasmic reticulum.